UUCUUCUUCAUCACCGAUGCUAGGUUUUUUUUUCUCCCAAAUCAAUUUCUCCUCUGCGCCGCGCCGUUCAAUCUUUAUAGCCCCCAAUAUUCUUCUUCAUCACUGUGUUUCUGCACCUUUCAUUCCCAAUCGUUCUUAAUCGUACACCCAAUUGAUCAUGGUGGGAAGCAGCUCUCGAGGAAGCAGUGUUGAUUCAGUCUCCCAUCAAGUGUUGCCCAGAUGCGGCUGUGAUAGACCCAUGAAGAUGUGGGUCUCCAACACAGUUCAAAACCGGAAUCGAAAGUUCUGGAAAUGUCGCAAUGCUGGGACUGGCAAUAGUUGCGAAUUGUUCUUAUGGGAUGAUGAAAAUGGAGACUCAAUCAAAGGCAAUACAGUGAUUCAUCCAUGUUGCAAGAAAUGUGAGGUACUUCAAAUUCAGUUGGAAUCAGUAUCAAAGAAAGUGGUGAAAUUGAAGAUUAAGCUUGAAGCGCAGAGAAGGAAAACUAUGCAGAUCCAGAUUGCUAUUUUCAUGUGUUGUUUGAUAGUUGGUUUAUUGUAUAAUAUCAUGUGAUGUUAGCAAUAUGUAUGACAUUGUGUA
This is a messenger RNA of Vicia villosa (hairy vetch), 577 nucleotides long. RefSeq lists its product as uncharacterized. Gene Ontology annotation, molecular function: zinc ion binding. NCBI's taxonomy places the organism in Eukaryota, Viridiplantae, Streptophyta, Magnoliopsida, Fabales, Fabaceae. The transcript is spliced from 2 exons. The record is from RefSeq and is a predicted model, not a curated record. The coding region runs from base 158 to 550 and encodes 130 amino acids.